AUGCUAUCCGAGACUUGGGAGGAAUCUCGCCAUGACUCAGGGCGGCGCGCCAAUCUCUUCAGGCAUCUCUCUCGGAUCAUGCUCAACCUUGCAAAGCUUCCUCUCCCUAGGAUCGGCUCUUGGACAAUAGACGACGGUGGUGUCCUAAAACUCGCAAAUCGUCCCCUUACUCUUCUCUUUCACCAGCUAGAAAAUGCCGGGAUCGCGACCGAAAUACCCCGGGAUCGUACAUACACCUCUGUAGAGCCAUACCUCUUAGAUCUCAUCACCUGCCACGACAACCGCGUACGACAUCAACCUAACUCGAUCCACCACCAAAGCGAUGGCGAACAACAGUUGGCGGCUCUAACAGCAAUGCGGGCCCUCCUCCCCAAAUUUAUGGACCCGCAACUUCGUGAAGGGCCAUUUAUCUUCUCACUAACCGACCUUCACCAGAGCAAUAUCUUUGUGGACGAUGAUUGGCAUAUCACGAGUAUAAUUGAUCUCGAAUGGGCAUGUUCGCGACCUAUUGAGAUGGUUGGUCCACCGGACUGGCUUUCCGACCGGAGCCUGGAAGAAAUCUUUCUCUAUUUUGACGACUAUGCUGCCUUGCACGACGAGUUUGUCGACGCAGUAGAAAGUGAGGGCUUGGAGCUAUACCACACAAACUUCAGUGCUAAAGUCAUGCGUGCCUGUUGGAAGACGGGCUCAUUUUGGUACUCCCGUGCUUUGGACUCUCCAACGACUUUGCCAGCCUUAUACAUCGAUCAUAUCCAGCCACGGUUUGUAAAGCUCAGUACUGCCGCAUGGGCUGAGUUCAGUCAUAUGCUCAUGGCACUAUGGGAUCUAGAUAGCCGACCUUUUAUUUCCUUCAAGGUGAGAGAGCAGGAGCAAUAUGACAACAAACUAAGGAAUAUAUUCGCUCAGUCGCAGGGUGAGGAGAAUGCUUCUGAGACUGGAUAA
Messenger RNA from Hirsutella rhossiliensis, 942 nucleotides. RefSeq names its product Aminoglycoside phosphotransferase. The transcript has a single exon. The record is from RefSeq and is a predicted model, not a curated record. Bases 1 to 942 code for a protein of 313 amino acids. Lineage: Eukaryota; Fungi; Ascomycota; Sordariomycetes; Hypocreales; Ophiocordycipitaceae.